AUGUCUUCCGCAGAUGAUUAUCCCCUCGCACCAGAGAACAUCGCUCCGGGCUCUAACCCCCCCGACAUCGAAAUGGGCGACCCCAAUCCCAGCGCCGUCAUAAUCGAAAUCGACGCGUCCGCCGGCAUCGAAACCAACACCCACGUCUCCAACGAUGACAACAACGAAGUUUCCGGUCCCGAUCUCCAAGAAACAGCCAUGGAAGAUAUUCCCGCGCGCGUUACCUACAUCGAUUACCUCAAAAGUCCCAUGAUCGCCUUACUCGUCGGCCAAGGCGACGAACAAGCCCUGCUCCACGCGCAUCAAGCCCUCCUCUGCAAAUCCCCCUGGUUCGCAGAAGCCUGCGGAAAAUUCAGCACCGACGUCAGCGAGCGACGCAUCGAUCUCGUGGACGAGGAUCUCGACGCCGUCGGCUGUUUUCUCGAGUACCUCUACACGAAUGAUUAUUUCCCGCGCAAGAUCCCCGGAUCGCGCGAUCUGGAAUCGGACCCGGCGAUGCCUGACGUCGAUGAGUCGGGAGAUCAGUUACUUAAACAUGCGCGCGUGUAUACGCUGGCGGAAAUGCUGCAGCUGCCGAGUUUGAAGAGUCUGGCGAGUAGCAAGAUUCAUUGUGUGAAUAGUACCGCGAAGGGAGAGAUUGCUUAUGCGAGAUAUGUGUAUGCGCAUACCCAGAAGGAUGAUCAGACGAUUAGGGCGCCGGUGGCGAAUUUCUGGGCGACGAGGAGUCAUACUUUGAGGAGUGAGGCGGAGACGGAGUUUAGAGAGAUGUGUUUGGAGUUUCCGCAGUUUGGUUAUGAUGUUUUGACCCGUGUCCUGGACGAAAAACUCAAGAGAGAAAAGAACGACAAGAUGCAUCCAUCGCACGGCACACCCGGCAGUUCUCGUAAGAGACCCCGUCAAAGUGGGAUUUAG
This is a messenger RNA of Botrytis porri, 912 nucleotides long. RefSeq lists its product as uncharacterized. The transcript is spliced from 2 exons. The record is from RefSeq and is a predicted model, not a curated record. The coding region runs from base 1 to 912 and encodes 303 amino acids. NCBI's taxonomy places the organism in Eukaryota, Fungi, Ascomycota, Leotiomycetes, Helotiales, Sclerotiniaceae.